Molecule: messenger RNA, 2384 nt
Organism: Scatophagus argus
Lineage: Eukaryota; Metazoa; Chordata; Actinopteri; Scatophagidae
Product: UDP-glucuronosyltransferase 2C1-like
Exons: 2
Coding region: 416-2026 (536 amino acids)
Molecular function (GO): UDP-glycosyltransferase activity
Source: RefSeq, a predicted model, not a curated record
UACUGUUUGAUGGACAAUGCAACAAAUUAACUUUAUGUUUAUUUUCAUUUCUUUUUUCUAUGGUCUUGCAGCAAUUACACAUGAAAAAUUUAAAACAAACAAACAAAAAAGAAAAACCCAAAACAAAACAGUUGCAAUUUGGUGCGUGGUGAUGGAGAGUGGGGGCCACAAUAAGAAGAUUUUAAUGUGUUAGAUGAGUUAGUACUUCUGUUAAAUUUUGUGCUCUGGAAGUUUGGGGUUAAGGGAGAGAAGCAACAGCCAUAAUAGCAAAAAUGUCUGUCGUGGAGGGUUUAGAAGUGAAUGGACCAGCUCAGUCAGGGUACAGUUACACAUUGACUUGCAUAUCAGUUUUUGAAUGAUUCCCUCAGUCACCAGAUUCUUCUCAGCCAGAGGGAGAAGUCACAGAGUCUGAGUGAUGGGAUCAUAUCCAGACUUGGCAUUCAUCCUGCUGUUUUUUACAACACUGUCCUUAACUUGUGAUAGUGGUAAAGUCCUUGUUUACCCUAUAGAUGGGAGCCACUGGCUUAACAUGAAAAUCCUGGUGGAGGCUCUUCAUUCUCAGGGCCAUCAAAUAACGGUGAUACGUUCCUCGACCAGCUGGUAUGUUUCUGAAUUUUCACCCCAUUACACCUCCAUCACCAUCGCCCAGGAACAGACACAAAACAUUGAGAGCCAAGCCUUCAUGACCUCUUUCUUGAAGAAGUCAAUAGAGAUCCGUCGGAGAAAAGGCUCACCAUGGGCCUUUCUGGACUUUUAUAGGAACCUUUUCAACAUGAUCGGGGAAAACCAGCAAGUGGUGGCAAAAAUGGUCACCAGUAUCUUUGAGAAUAAGACACUCAUUAAGGAGCUGAAGGAAACUGAAUUUGAUCUUUGUCUGACUGACCCUGCAUUUCCAGGCGGAGUGAUAUUGGCACACUAUCUCCAGCUUCCCAUGGUUUUCAAUGUGCGCUGGCUUUUCACUGGAGAGGCCCACUUUGCCAUUGCUCCUUCUCCUCUGUCCUACAUCCCCCAACUGUUCUCCCAUUACUCCGAUAAGAUGGACUUUUUCCAAAGAUUCAGUAAUGUAAUCUAUCAUGGCAUGUUGGUUUACAUGUACCACUAUGUCUCAAAUCCGCCUUACCAGGCUGUGUGUGAUCAUUAUUUUGGACCAGAUGUCAACAUCAUGUCUCUUGCGCAGAAGGCUGAUCUCUGGCUCAUGCGGGUUGACUUUACGUUUGAGUUCCCCCGUCCCACGAUGCCCAAUGUCGUCUACAUCGGAGGGUUCCAGGGGAAGCCCUCUAAACCUCUUCCAUCAGAUUUAGAGGAAUUUAUGCAGAGUUCUGGUGACCAUGGGGUGGUUGUCAUGACUCUGGGGACCCUGCUGGGAGACCUUGGCCCAGAGAUAUCAGAGAUCAUUGCCUCAGCAUUUGCCAACCUCCCGCAGAAGGUCUUGUGGAGACACAUUGGGAAAAGACCAACCACCCUGGGAAACAACACUAGGCUGGUUGACUGGCUGCCUCAAAAUGAUCUACUGGGUCACCCUAAAACAAAGGUUUUUGUCACGCAUGGGGGUACCAACGGAAUUUACGAGGCUAUCAACCACGGUGUUCCAAUUCUGGGCAUUCCUCUCAUCUUCGACCAGGAUGAUAAUUUGGUGCGCCUGAAGGCCCGGGGGGUGGCUGAGACUGUUGAAGUAACAACCUUGGAUGUUGAGUCUCUAACAAGCACUCUGAAGAAUAUUCUCAACCCAGAGAAGCCUUAUAAACAGAAUAUGCACAAACUGUCAGAGCUUCAUCGUGACAAACCAUUGAAACCCAUAGACAGUGCCAUUUUCUGGGUGGAGUACGUCAUGAGACACAAGGGUGCAGCACAUCUGCGUACUGAGUCCUAUAAGUUGCCAUGGUAUGCCUAUCACUGUCUCGAUGCGAUGGCAGUCUUUGUGGCAUUAGCUUUCCUAAUCAUUGCAUUAAUUUGGGUUUCCUGUAGACGUUUCAUCAAAUAUUUGAUAAGGAUGAAGAAGUCUGCAACCAAGUCCAAGAAUGAAUAGAUGACCUAAUGAGGACACAAGCUGGAGGGUGGUGAUGACAGUGAGAUAAAACACACCAAUAAUUUACAGAAUGACUGUACAGUACUGAAGUCCUGCAAAUGAUUGGCGAUCAGUCCAGGGUGAACCCCGCCUCUCACCCGUAGUCAGCUGGGAUAGGCUCCAGUUCCCCCACGACCCUGACGGAUAAGCGGUAUAGAAAAUGGAUGGAUGGAUGUACAGUACUGACACGAAUAUAUAAGUGGAAUGUGUCAGAAAUUCAAAAUCUGUAAUAACUUUAAAUCAUCAAGUUAGUGGCACUAAUCUGUUUCUUGAAUUGUCUUUUUGCAAACUAAACAACCAGUUUCCAGGGGAAUGAUGU